Molecule: messenger RNA, 1275 nt
Organism: Kalmanozyma brasiliensis GHG001
Lineage: Eukaryota; Fungi; Basidiomycota; Ustilaginomycetes; Ustilaginales
Product: Protein of unknown function DUF1295
Exons: 1
Coding region: 1-1275 (424 amino acids)
Cellular component (GO): membrane
Source: RefSeq, a predicted model, not a curated record
AUGCUUGGUUCCACUUCGCCUUGGGCCCACGCGGUCCUCGACCCGAACACCCACCUCAUCCCCGCCGCCCGCUCCUUCUGGCCCGCCUUCACCUCGUACUUCCGCAGCGGCAAGACUCUCACCCACCUCGCAACCUACAAGGCCUACUAUGCGGAUGCGGACCCCUUCCACUCGGCCAUGGCCUUCUGUGCCUUUGUCAGCUUCUACGUCUGGCUCAUGGAGAGGAUCACCGGUAACGCUUCCCAGGUCGAUGGCCUCUGGACCUUCCUUCCGCUCAUCUACUCGAUCCACUUUACCGUGCACAAGUACUUUACCUACCAGCCCGCUAAGAUCACCCUCUUCCACGGCAUCGAGCACGCCUCUGUCUGGGACAAGGUCGAGCCUCGACUGGCGCUCAUGACCGCGCUCUCGGUGCUCUGGUCCGCGAGGCUCACCUACAACGCCAUCAGGAGGAACAUGUUCAAGCCCGGAGAGGAGGACUACCGAUGGCCUUUGCUCCGAAAGACCAUGUCGCGACCCAUGUGGCACCUCUUCUCCAUCUUCUUCAUCGCCAUCGCUCAGAACAUCCUUCUGGCCAUCACCGCUCUACCCAACUACCUCCUGCUCACCACCACCUCGAUCAAGCACACCACCGCGCCCGUCCCGCACCCCGUCAACAAGCUCAUCCUCGGUGACUACAUCCUUUCCGCGCUCUUCGUGCUCAACCUCACCAUCCAGUUCUACGCCGACCAGCAGCAGUGGAACUACCAGAACUACAAGCGUGGCAAAACCCCCCAAGAGAAGCCCAUGCCCAGCGCCCUAAUCGAGCCCAAGACCGGCCUUCCCGCCCGAGAGCAGGUCGAAACACCCUACUCCACCCCCGAAGACGCCAAGCGCGGCUUCGUCACCAAAGGUCUCUGGGCCUGGAGCCGCCACCCCAACUUUGCCUGCGAGCAAACCACCUGGUGGAUCCUCUACGCCUUUGUCCCCCUCACCUUCCUCCCCACCGACCUCGACUUUAGCAAAUCGCACUGGUCCCACUUCCUCAACUACGCCAUCCUCGCCCCUCUCGCCAUGAACGCGCUCUUCUUGCCCAGCGCGCGCUACUCGGAGCAGGUCUCGGCGGAAAAGUACCCCGAGUACAAGGAUUAUCAGAAACGCGUGGGCAUGUUUUUGCCCAUCGACACCCUGAUUAGGACUGUGUACUACAAUGUUGUGGCGAGCAAGGAGGAGAAGCGCCGCGUUGAGGCGAAUGUCUGGGGUGUUAGUCAGAACAUCAAGAAGAAGAGCCAGUAG